CCCCCAUCCUACUAUAUAAAAAGUAGCCAAAAUUUAUUACAUUGUUUUCUAUAUCAGUUGAUCUGUUACGUCAUAUUGUGGGAUAAAAGAGCGCAAUCCUCGCGUGGUGUUUCAUACGUCACAAUACACAACGUGGGUGAAAGUAAAUUUACAUCCAAUGUAAAAAACAAACAAAGAAAUAAAGCCGUGGUAGAAAUUAGGUAAAAAUGACGUAACCACCCCACGCAAAAAUCGGCACCAUCGGUUUGUAAGGAGAUUUGAAUGAAGGAAAAAACAAAACUCGCCAACUGAGGCAAUCCAAUUUCAUCCUACGCUCGCAUGACAAUCGUAAUUUCCGAUUUAAAGCCAUAGAACGCUGGGAAUUCUGCAUGUCCAGUCCAGUACUUGCGCGGAAUGCCAACAGCUAUACACGACAAACUAUAAGUUGUUUUAGAGGAAAACAGAGAAAACUAUAAAAGCUAUUUUAGAAAAAAAAGGAAUUAACUUUUGCACCUGAUUACAAUCGACAAGUUCUAGCUAUUUUAGUUCUUUGUGAAAUUGAAUCACGAAAAAUGAAAUCAGUUUCGAUGUGUUUCGUGUUUUACUGCAUUCUGUUUGCUAACGAAGUCGGUGUGACGAAUGCAGUUUGCGACGGGGAUGAAAUCAAGCGGAACGGGACAGGAGUAGUUCAAAUAAAGGGAGGAAAUGCAAAAACAAUCGACCACUCGUGGACGCUAAAGAGCGAGCUAAUGACGUCAUUGUUAAUCGUAAAUAUGACGAUGGUGAACAUGCACAGCAGAAACCGAGCCAACGUUUCUUGUGAUUUUGCAAUAGAGUAUGUCGUGUUACCAGACGGAAAACAAGUUUGUCACACCAACAAAACAUGCGGGGUCUACAUGAGCCCCAACAUAAACAUACCAAACACCAUCGCCUACCAAAGCAAUGAGUAUAUGAAGGUGGUGAAUGCCAAAUGUGCUACAGAAUGGAAGCAUGCAACAACAUGGCCGCCUACAUUAUGCAUCCAAGCUCGUCUCACAACUUUUGAACUGGAUUUAAAUUAUCAGUUCAUUAACUUGCCCGUGCCAAGCGAAACUACAAGUAAUUUCCUCAUUUUUGUGCAACUCGAAUUGUAAUAUAGUAGGUUGGGGUAAGAUGGUUCAUGUUUUCAUUUUUUUCUAUCGUCCCUUCU
This is a messenger RNA of Ciona intestinalis (vase tunicate), 1168 nucleotides long. RefSeq lists its product as uncharacterized. The record is from RefSeq and is a predicted model, not a curated record. NCBI's taxonomy places the organism in Eukaryota, Metazoa, Chordata, Ascidiacea, Phlebobranchia, Cionidae.